Jatropha curcas is the source of this 2314-nucleotide messenger RNA. Its product is annotated as TPX2 (targeting protein for Xklp2) protein family. NCBI's taxonomy places the organism in Eukaryota, Viridiplantae, Streptophyta, Magnoliopsida, Malpighiales, Euphorbiaceae. The record is from RefSeq and is a predicted model, not a curated record. Gene Ontology annotation, molecular function: microtubule binding.
UACCUUUAUCUAAUCGUAUGAACUCCCACACUCCACCACUCUGUCUCUCUAUCUCUCUCUCUCUAGACAGUGACCUGGAAAUGGAUUUGAAAGCCGCUGCUUUAAAUCGGUUGUGAGCCUUCAAAUCCUGCGCACUUACAGAAGAAUCGCAUUCACAUACACUCACAAACGGCGAAGUGGAAUUCAAUUUAUAAUAUCCGAUAGAUCCUCCAGUUUCGGGUUCGGAUCCUCCGAUUUGCAAAACCUGCUCCCUUCAUUUCUGCUUCUCUUUGUCUCCUGCAGAUCCUUCAUAGCCAUUCGCAAAUCUUGUUUUCUUCUUAGUCAAAUCUGCUCUUAUGGAGCUCUGAGUAUCGCUUCCUUCACCAGGGUGCCUGAUGGAUUUUGAUAACCUUGUUGUGCCCAUUGAUGGGCUUGAGACGGCUCAUCAAAAUGGCGUUCGUGAGCAAAGUCCUGCCUCUGGGGAGGAAGGUGUUUUUUCAAAUAGUGCAAAUGGCAAUAUUGAGAAAAUUACAGUGUCUACUGAGCCAGAUGGAAAUUUAGAUGAUGCAUCUAAGUUGGAAGACAGUGGUACUGGCAACUCAUAUGCUGUCGAGUUCAGGGAAGGAUCAAAUGUACAUGUGGGAAGCAAUGGAUUCACUGGUUCUAAGGAAGGGGAAUUAAAAGAUGGAAGUCAGUCAGAGCAAGUCAAAUCACUGAAGGGCCCUGGAAAGGGCAAGAAUGAAAAACCAUCAAACCGCAAAACUGUCUCAGCCACUCAAGAGAAGAAAGCCAAGAAUGAGAAAUUUGCUGGAACACCUCCUACUGCUUCAAAUGGCUCAGUUACAUCAAAUUCACAGGCAAAACAGACUUUCAAAAGCAUAUCAUUUAAUGAGAGGCAAGUUCAGGCAUCAAAGCAAUCUGGGAAGUCUGAUGUGGCAUCCUCUGAAGGCCUCAUGUCAAGGACAAAACUGAAAGCUUUGAAGAAAGGACCUGGUAUUAAAGCUGAAGGGGACACAGAAAAUGACUCUGUUAUUAAAGCAGAAGGGGAGACACAAACUUUAAGUCCCACUGCAGAAGAUUCUAAACCUCGCAGGGUGGGUGCACUUCCAAAUUAUGGUUUUAGCUUCAAGUGUGAUGAGCGAGCUGAGAAAAGGAGAGAGUUCUACUCCAAACUUGAGGAAAAGAUUCAUGCAAAGGAAGUAGAAAAGAAUACAUUACAAGCAAAGUCCAAGGAAACUCAAGAAGCUGAGAUCAAGAUGCUCAGGAAGAGUUUGAACUUUAAAGCAACACCAAUGCCUAGCUUCUAUCAAGAACCUCCACCACCUAAGCUGGAACUAAAAAAGAUACCUCCAACAAGACCCAAAUCUCCCAAGUUAGGUCGAAGGAAGAGUUCAUCUCCUGUGGAUUCUGAAGGAAACAACGGCGAAAACAGUAGACCAGGCAGGCUAAGUUUAGACGAGAAAGUGUCUACUAACCGUUCUGCCAAAGGACCUUCCCCUAUCCAUUCAAAGAAGCCACAGCGAAAAUCUCUUCCUAAACUGCCUUCUGAGAAGACCAGUUUAUCCAAUGCAACAAAUGAUGAAAAAACUCCAUUAUCUAAAGCACUAAUCAAGGAAAAUCCCCCCACCUCUAAUCAAAUGACUGAAGAUGCAUCUGCCCAGAAGCAGGAAGCGAUUAUUCCAAGGGCAUUGGCUAGUGAAGAAAUUGAGGCCCAAAUAGACGAGGUGGUAGUGGUCAGAGAGCAAGCUGAGCCCACUUUACUGCAAGAACCUAUAGCAUCUGAGCAUUAAUCAAGCAUUAGAAUCAGACACUCGUGCUACGCAGACCUUGAAUCCAUAUCCGUAAAUAAGAGAUCAAGACUUGAAUCAUAUCUCACAAGGAAGAAGACUUGAAGGGUUUUUGCUGUAUGGAUUGUGAUGUCAUGUUUGUUGGUCAAUAGUCAGCAGCAUCAGUUGUUUUGUGUGCCUUGCUUUGGAGGUUGCUGGCGGUCUCUCUCUCUCGGUAGAGUUACUCUCAUUCCGCUUGCAGCAUUAUAUGUUAUCUUUUGCAGAAGUUGAAAUCCUUAUUUAUGUUGUUAAGCCCGCUUGCUUAUUGAAAAUAUUUUAGGAAAAAUUUUGGAGAAGUCUGCUGCUUGCUAUUUAAGCUUGAAAUCACACCGUUUGAACCCACCCACCCCCCAUUCAAUUGAACAAUUGAAUAUUGUUGAAGCCUGGUUUGUUGUUAUGAAAUGUAUUUUAGCUUUCUCUUGUAUGCAAAAUCGGCAAAAUCCUGUGUUAUUUCUUUUUUUUUGUUUUUUAGUAUAAUAGCUUAAAGGUUUUUUGCCUUUCCGGUAAAA